This is a messenger RNA of Dentiscutata erythropus, 433 nucleotides long. Lineage: Eukaryota; Fungi; Glomeromycota; Glomeromycetes; Diversisporales; Gigasporaceae. The record is from the annotation of a GenBank genome assembly.
AUGCCCAACGAAAAUCAAAUAAUUGAUGAAAUCAUAAAAGAAGCACAAACAAAUUUGAAGAUUCCAGAAGAUUUUAUAGAGUGGAUUCCAUAUGAACAAUUUGAAAAUAUAGAAAAGAACUGGAAGAAUACAUGUUGCGCUCAAAAAUGGUAUUUCUUCGGAGCAUUUAGAAGAGUCUCACCAAUCCUUCGUUGCUAUGGCCUUACUAAACGUUCUGUAUCUGAAAAUACUGAAGAAUAUAUGCUUGUAAUACAAUUCGCAGAAAAUAAAUUUAAAGCUUCUGACAACAUUUUAUUAUCACAAAAUAAUCAAGAUAUUGAAAAUCAAGUUGUACAAAAUACUUCUAAUGGUUUACAUUUAAAUAGGCAAAAUAAUCCAUACCAUAGCUGUAGAAUUGAUUUAAGUCAAAUAUCAGCUGUUAGUCAAUAUCACG